Molecule: messenger RNA, 1316 nt
Organism: Zophobas morio
Lineage: Eukaryota; Metazoa; Arthropoda; Insecta; Coleoptera; Tenebrionidae
Exons: 7
Coding region: 188-1231 (347 amino acids)
Biological process (GO): chromatin organization; negative regulation of transcription by RNA polymerase II
Cellular component (GO): pericentric heterochromatin; nucleus
Molecular function (GO): chromatin binding
Source: RefSeq, a predicted model, not a curated record
AAAUUGUCAAUAAAAGAGUGGGAGUGAAUUAUUAGAUGGUGGUUUUAUUUACUUUUUUGUUUUUGGUUUUAGAUAAAUAACCAAAUUAAUUGGAAAGGACGAAAUUUGGGGUGGCGAAUCAUAACCUCAAACAUCUACAAUAACCACUACUUUGGCGAAAUUUUUUGUUUGAAAAAGCUCAUUUUCGAUGGAUAGCUUAUCAGAUAAUUCUGACAGUGUUAUCACGGACUCUAAAAGCAACUUUCAAAAUAUUGCAGCUGUGGAAAGAGGUCGGAAAGCCGUGGAUAUCAAAAGACCUGUACUUCUAUUACGGUAUCCAAAAACCGAAUUAUACCCGUCACGUUCAGAAAGUGAAGCUUUAACUUCAAUGGGUUAUGGUUUUGCUCCUGACAUGCCUGUGUUUGGUUUAACUUGGAAUAUUGAUCAAAUUAAUGAAUACAUUUACUCAUUGUAUCCUGAUGUGCCUCUGCGCACAGUGGGAUUUAAAAUGGCAAAAUGUGACCGCACAAAAAAAAUACAUAUGCUGAGGGCUGUUGAAAAUGUGAAAGAACUGAAAGAGGAAUUGGGUAACAGUAAAUUAAUUCUCAUACCUGAGGAGGAGCUACCUGAGAGACCUAUUGUACUAGGACCAAGCGAAGAAGACAGUUCUACACCUACUAGGCGUAGUGAAAGGAAGUCGCACAGUAGAUAUAAAAUCGACGAGGAGGAUGAUUAUGAAGUCAUAAUCGAAAACGGGCAACACCCUAAACCUAAGGAAAAUCCGGAAGAACCUCACGAAGAAUUUUCUGUUGAAAAAAUUCUAGACAAAAGAACACGCAAUGGCAGAGUUGAAUAUCUCUUAAAAUGGAAAGGCUAUACAGACUUUAGAUCUGACAAUACAUGGGAACCAGAAGAAAACUUGGAUUGUCCUGACCUGAUAGCAACAUACGAAGCUCAGUUUGAAGUAGCUGCUAAAGUGGAUCCAGACGAGAACGAAAAAGCUAAUAAACGGAAAAACAUCACCGAAGACAGCAGAGCCCGUGGCUUUGAUCGCGGGCUCGAACCUGAUAAAAUUGUUGGCGCAACGGACGCAAGUGGGGAGUUAAUGUUUCUCAUGAUGUGGAAGAACUGUAGGGAAGCCGACUUAGUACCUGCAAGUCAGGUUAAUCUAAGGUGUCCAGAAGUGGUGAUUAAUUACUAUGAAAACAAGCAGCAGUGGUAUUGCAAGCAAAGUGUUAUUGAAAUUGAUUAAACUGAGUCAAAGAUGCAAUGUGUAAUAUGAGAAAAAUAGUUUUUAUAUUAAAAACAAAGAUUUUUAUUAAAGUCGAUAAUACGCA